GGUCUUCGUCCUGAGGGCACCGUGGUCUCCUCCAUCUGCACCGCCUGGACCACAGGGACGAGACGCCAUGACCCCCAGCCUCACGGCCCUGCUCUGCCUCGGGCUGAGUGUGAGCCCGAGGACCCAGGUGCAGGCAGGCACCCUCCCCAAACCCACCAUCUGGGCUGAGCCAGGCUCUGUGAUCCCCUGGGGGAGCCCCGUGACCAUCUGGUGUCAGGGGACCCGGGGGCCCUGGGUGUUCCGUUUGGAUAAAGAGGGAAGCUCACCUUCCUGGGACAGACAGCCCCCACUGGAGCUCGGGGACAAGGGCAACUUCUCCAUCCCACACAUGACACAGGACUAUGCAGGGAGAUAUCACUGUUACUACCUCAGCCCCACUGGCUGGUCAGAGAGCAGUGGCCCCCUGGAGCUGGUGAUGACAGGGGCCCACAGGAAACCCACCCUCUCAGCCCUGCCGAGCCCUGUGGUGACCUCGGGAGGGAACGUGACCCUCCAGUGUGGCUCAUGGCAGCGACUGGACGGGUUCAUUCUGACUAAGGAAGGAGAAUCCAACUCCUCCUGGACCCUGGAUGCACAGCGAGGCCCCCAUGGGCAGACCCAGGCCCUGCUCCCCGUGGGUCGCGUGACCCCCAGCUACAGGUGGAUGUUCAGAUGCCACGGCUUUUACAGGAACAACCCCCAGGUGUGGUCGGCCCCCAGUGACCCCCUGGAGCUCCUGGUCCCAGGUGUGUCUGGGAAGCCCUCCCUCCUGACCCCGCAGGGCCCUGUCGUGACCUCUGGACAGAGGCUGACCCUCCAGUGUCGCUCUGACGUCGCCUAUGACAGAUUCGCUCUGUCCCAGGAGGGGAGACAGGCCCUCUCCCAGCGCACUGGCCGGCAGCCCCAGGCUGGGCUCUCUCAGGCCGACUUCCCCCUGGGCCCGGUGACCAUCACCCACGCGGGCCGGUACAGAUGCUACGGUGGACACAACCUCUCCUCCGAGUGGUCGGCCCCCAGUGACCCCCUGGACAUCCUGGUGGCAGGGUGGUUCCCUGACACGCCCUCACUCUCGGUGCAGCCGGGCCCCGUGGUGGCCUCAGGAGAGAACGUGACCCUGCUGUGUCAGUCAAGGAGCACAAAGGAAACUUUCCUUCUGUCCAAGGAGGGGGCAGCCCAGCCCCCACUGCGUCUUAGAUCAAAGUACCGAGGUGGGCAUUUCCAGGCCGAAUUCUCCAUGAGUCCCGUGACCUCAGCCCACAAUGGGACCUACAGGUGCUACAGCUCACUCAGCAGUAACCCCUACCUGCUGUCACACGCCAGUGCCCCCCUGGAGCUCGCGGUCUCAGGUCUCAAAUGGUACCUGAACGUCCUGAUCGGGGUCUCGGUGGCCUUCGUCCUGCUGCCCCUCGUCCUCCUGCCCCUCGUCCUCCUCAUCCGACACCGGGGUCAGAGCAGACGCAGGAAGUCGGGGGCUGCAGACCCAGAGCCCAAGGACACAGGCCUGCAGAGCAGCUCCUGCCCAGCCGCCGCCGCCCAGGACCAGGCCCUCUAUGCUGCCGUGAAGGACACACAGCCUGAGGACGGGGUGCAGCUGGACCAUCCGCAGAACAGGCAGGAUGCAGACCCCCAGGAGGGGACGUACGCCCAGGUGAACCACUCAAGAUCAAGACUAAGGCGGGGGGUGGCCACCUCUCCUUCCUCCCUGUCGGGGAGAUUGCUGGACACGAAGGACAGACAAGCGGAAGAGGACGGGCAGAGGGACGGUCAGGCCGCCGCAUCUGAAGCCCCCCAGGAUGUGACCUAUGCCCAGCUGAACCACUUGACCUUCACACGGGAGACUGCAACCCCUGCCCCCCAGUCAGGGGAGCCCCCAGAAGAGCCCAGCGUGUAUGCUGCUCUCGCCGUCCGCUAGCCCAGGAAGGACCCAGACCCCACGCUCCAGGGAGGAAGACUGCACGGACCCCGGAAGGCACAGGAGCUGCCUGCCCGCAGUGGACACCGCCUAACGACCAACAGACAGCCUGGACUCCCAACACAGACCACCAGGAGCCCCUGGGACCCUUUGGCAGUCACCUGAUUCUACCCUCAAAGAUAACUAAUAUCCUUACGUUUGGGAAAUA
Messenger RNA from Globicephala melas (long-finned pilot whale), 2099 nucleotides. RefSeq names its product leukocyte immunoglobulin-like receptor subfamily B member 3. Gene Ontology annotation, molecular function: inhibitory MHC class I receptor activity. Gene Ontology annotation, biological process: cytokine-mediated signaling pathway. Gene Ontology annotation, cellular component: plasma membrane. Lineage: Eukaryota; Metazoa; Chordata; Mammalia; Artiodactyla; Delphinidae. The record is from RefSeq and is a predicted model, not a curated record.